GCUGUCCGUACACAGGUUAAGGGAGACUGGGACUUUCUAAGGGCCAGCAGGAAUUUGCUCUGGAGUUUGUGUCGAGAGAGAACACAAGCAAGGAGCCUUUUGGAAAUGGAAUGCUUCCUCUGAAGUCCUGAGAGAUCAACAGCCAGAGGGUGAGGAAGAAAAUAAUGAGAUGGAGGACCUCUGGAAAGGCAUCCCCACGCUCCUGGUCAUCCUGGCUGGGCUGGCAGCUUCUGGAUCCAGCUAUCAAAUCCUAGAAGGCCCCAAGAAUGCAACAGUGUUGGAGGGCUCAGAGGCUCGCUUCAAUUGCACCGUGUCACCGGGCUGGAAGCUCAUCAUGUGGGCGCUAAACAACACAGUGGUUCUGAGCCUCACUCCCAAAGAGCCCAUCAUCACAAACGAACGGUUCACCUCUGCCAGUUAUGAAGUGGAUGGCAAUUUCAUCUCUGAGAUGAUUAUCCAUGAUGUGAAACUCAGAGAUGCAGGCCACAUCAAAUGCAGCCUUCAGAACAGUGACCAGGAUGGCUCUGCAUUCCUUUCAGUCCAAGUUAUGGGAGAGUUGUUCAUUCCCAGUGGCAAUCUGGAAGUCACUGAGGAUGAGCCCUGUAAUGUAACUUGUCUCGCAGUGGGCUGGGUCCCACUCCCAGAUAUUGUCUGGGAGAUCAAUGUUCCAGUAAGCCAUUCCAGCUAUUCCUCCUAUCCGGAGCCUGACAACCCCCAAAGUGCAAUGAGCAUCCUCUCACUGACUCCAAAAGGCAACGGGACCUUGACUUGCGUGGCAAAUGCCAAGGGUCUGCAAGCUCACAUGUCUGCCGCUGUAAACCUUACUAUGGCUGAGCCUUCCUUGGGCCAUCUUAAUGAAUCAUCAUUGCCUACCUGGGCAAUAAUUCUCCUUGCAGUAUCGUUUUCAUUGCUUUUGAUCCUGAUAAUCAUUCUGAUUAUAAUAUUCUGCUGCUGUUGUGUCUCCAGGGAAGAUAACAAAGAAUCUAGUUACCAAAGUGAAAUAAGGAAAUCAGCAAACAUGAAAGCAAAAACAGAAAGCAUGGAAACAAAGACAAGUGGCAAUGACAACUACGGAUACAGCUCAGAUGAGCCACGGACUUCCAAAGAGACCUCGGCUCUCCCUCCGCAGUACUAUGAGCUCAAUGUUCCCAAGCAACUCAGCCCCAGGCAGCCCCCUCCGGAAACCACUGGAUCUGAGGCGGCCCCCACACCUCGCCCACAUGUUUCUUUCAUGAUGGCCAGUCCUAAGAAGGUCAGGAACGUCACAUUGGUAUAGGAAAGAUUUCCUUGGACUCCGCUCUGUGCCUGGUGGACAGGUCUAGCAUGAAGAUGUCAACAUGUCACCCCCACAGUGGCGUCAAACUUUGCUGACAUGAUCUAGACGGGAUGAUGUUGGAAUCACUGGAACUGAUAUUUUAUUGUGAGAAGAAGAAUCAAUUUUUCCAGCUCCAGAAGUAGAAUUUGACUUUUAAAGUGUUUCAGUACUUUUUUAAGUAAAUCCCUUAAGGUUGUUAAGUAUAAAAGAUGCAAAUUCAUCAUAAUAAAAUUCCUCAUCACUCAACACUCCUGCUUGCUAAUCCAAUAAGUGAAAGACAAGUCUACAUUUUAUCGUGAUCUUUAAAUGUUCACAUUAUCCUAAAUCACAUUGACAUGCUAUUUAUGUGUUUUUAAUAUAUGGGGCAUUAUUAUGGGCUAUGGUUGAAGUAGGAGUCCAUCAGACUAGAUUUGGCAAAUCAUAAUACUUAUUCCACAGGCUAAAAGUCAGAUUAAGUUCUAAAGCUGAUGCACACCUUCCUAACUAUCUCAGUGUUGAAUGUUUACACGAAGUGAUCCAUCUUUAUCUACUCCCUUAUCAGGCCAGUCUUGUGUCUUCCAGUGAGUUAGAGAUGGACGAUGCUUUGUAGGGUUGUAUUUCACAUACUACACAGACCAUGAAAAAUGUGCUUUUUAAUAAAUAAAAAGGAAAACCACCCAAA
This is a messenger RNA of Echinops telfairi (small Madagascar hedgehog), 1976 nucleotides long. RefSeq names its product immunoglobulin superfamily member 5 (gene IGSF5). The transcript has 9 exons. Bases 170 to 1276 code for a protein of 368 amino acids. Lineage: Eukaryota; Metazoa; Chordata; Mammalia; Afrosoricida; Tenrecidae. Gene Ontology annotation, biological process: cell-cell adhesion. The record is from RefSeq and is a predicted model, not a curated record.